ACACACACAGCAGUACUGAAAUUGGAACACUGCGGCACAGAGAGAGACGGAAAGAGAGCAGGGACAAAGAACAACAAAGACAAAAAGAGAAGAAAUCUAUAUUAAAAUAUCCUGUUGGACAUUUCCCUUUCAUUUUCCUCUCUGGAACUCCCAUGUGUAUUUAUUACCCUUUCACUUUUGACUGAAAAAAGUUGGACCUUUGGCUCACUUUUGUGCUCUCUCGCUCCCUUUCUCUCUUUCUUUCUUGCCUGGGCAUCAAGAAACAAAUUGAGAAAUUGUUUCUUUUUUCUUUUCUUUUGUUUUGUCUUUUCACCAGAGAUACACUGGAAGAUUGACUCUGGUACAGCAGACCUCUUUCACUCAAUUACACUUUUUCUAAUUCUUUUUCUUCACUUUAGACUUUUUUUUCUCUGUCAUUUUUCUCUUAGUGUUUCUUGAUCUUUUUAUAUUCACUCUCCUGACUGCCAUUGCGUUUCUCUGUGCCCUGACUUUGCUGAUUAGGUCAAUGCUACUCUUCACAUUUGGACUAAAUUAAUCUUCUACUACACUUUUGACCCUUGGUGACCCUGUGUGUAGGUGAAGAUGUCUGCCUGUGCUAAGCACUGUAAACAUGGACUGGUGAAGUUUGCAGUAUCCGUGCACAAACUGGUGACAGGGACGCUCAUCAAAGAUAAGGUGGAUGAUGAUUUGGAGAUGACAAUGGUGUGUCAUCGUCCAGAGGGUUUGGAUCAGCUGGAAGCUCAGACCAACUUCAGCAAGAGAGAACUGCAAGAGCUCUACAGAGGGUUUAAAAAUGAAUGCCCUAGUGGGGUUGUUAAUGAAGAGACAUUUAAACAGAUUUACUCACAGUUCUUUCCUCAGGGGGAUGCCAGUACAUAUGCUCACUACCUGUUUAAUGCCUUCGACUCUGGCCACAACGGCUCCAUCAAGUUCGAGGACUUUGUUACAGCUCUGUCCAUCUUGUUAAGAGGUUCUACACAGGAGAAGUUGCAGUGGACUUUCAAUCUGUAUGACAUCAACAGAGAUGGCUACAUUAACAAGGAGGAGAUGAUGGACAUUGUGAGCGCUAUUUAUGACAUGAUGGGGAAAUAUACGUACCCUGCUCUGAAGAUAGACACACCCAAACAGCAUGUGGAUGCUUUCUUUCAGAAAAUGGACAAAAACAGAGAUGGAGUCGUCACUCUUGAUGAAUUCAUUCUAUCCUGUCAAGAGGAUGACAACAUCAUGAGAUCUUUGCAGCUCUUUGAAAAUGUGAUCUAAAAGGAGUGCAGGAUUGAAGGAGGAGACACAGACAGAAAGCAAAGUAAAGAAGACUGAAUUUUUCAGGAAAGUUUACAGCUACUAUGUUCAAAAAGGAGAGUGAGAAGAAGAUACACCAUCUCGUGCCCUUCAUAUAACCAUGGAAAUCUGUAGCUUCCUGUAGCUGGACAUCUGUUCUACACUGCUAUGUGCAUAGCAACACUAUGUGCUUAGCAUGGUAAUAUUUUUUUUUUGGAUUGUUGUCCAGCAAAACUGAUCCAUAACCUUUUGAAACCAGCCUUGUUCUUGUUUCUCUUCAUAGCCACAUGUGCUCCACAUGUUUCAAGCUUGCAAAUUUGCAACAUUUGCCAAUUCGUAUGAAAAGUUACAGAGGUUAAAGUUAGGUGUAGGUUAAAGUCGUAGCUUUUCAUACGACUUUGGUUUUUCCUUAUAAAUGGAAAAAAAUAUUACCAGAUUGUCAUUUCUUGUUGUUUUAUGAGAUCAGGCUCAUGCGCUUUAUGUUCCAGCUGAUCAGUUAACACUUAAAAUGGAGUGCUUUGUUCAGUUUAUUUAUAUAUGUACUGGUUCUCUGAUGUUUGUGAAUAUUACACUGUUGGAAAGCACAGUCUAAUGACCUAUUUAUUAAUGUUGUAGAAAAUAAGGAGAUGGAUAAAUAAGUGAAACUCAACCAAAGGAUGACUAAGGCAUCAGUGCUUGUAAAUGGUUAGAGGAAAGAGUUAAAAUAUUAUUGUAAUUGUUGCUCGAUGCUCUUCCACAUAGAACCAGCCUACACAACCAAAUGGACAGGCUAGAUUAAAGUUGUGAAAGAUGUAGUAAAUUUAAAUCUAAAUGCAAAGGCUUCCUGAUUAUAAUGUAUCUUAACAUUUUAAUACUCUACAGCAUAGCGAUUGCUUAACCCUACAACAGUUUCUAUAUCAGAGAGACUUUCCAUUCAGAAAAUAAUCCGUCAAUUAUCCAAAACCCUUAAGGAGAGUAAAGAGGCAAAUAUAAUUAUUAUAGCCUUAAAGCUUAAUACCAAGUACCAGAGUUUUUCAAUCAAACAUUAAAAAUAGCAAAGUAAAUUACAGGCCUGGUGUAACUGCUUAUAACCUAAAUAUUCUAUCUUCACUGUUUGUGACUGCUAUUCAGCUUUUUUCCUCUGCACCAAGCACAUGUUAUUAGCUUGGCACACGUUUUGUCAGCAGUCAGCGUGUUCUUGGAUGUUUCUCCCUAUUCUAUACCGUCUCAAAAAUAACUCUUGUAGUCUUGUGAAAAAGGAUUGCUGUUCGACGUUUCUGCACUGAUCCUUGCUCGAAAAUGCUGAACCUGGUCUGUCUGUGUUUAUCUGUGUGUAUUCGUGCUGCAGUGUGACUGUGUUAUUUAUGCAUUGGUGCUUGUUUAUUUGUCCAGACACGUUUGUCUCCAGAUUGGUCUGUCUAUCUGUCUGUCUGUCUAUCUAUCUGUCAUUGUGUUUGAUGUUCUCAGCAUGAGGGGAGGACAUUUUAUAAGGUGUCAUGUGAUAUUUGACAGACGGGUUUUGCAUCACUGUGUGCUUUUUAUACUGUUUGCCAUCACUACAUUACAUUGGUUGUGCUCAUAGUACAUGUUAUUUUAUUGCGAGAAAGCUGUGAAUUACCAAAAGUUGGUACUGUUUAAUAAGCAUAUAGCCAUAUAACCAUUUAUCCACACACUGUGAUAUGGAAGAGCAGAGAGCGAGAGAGAGAGAGAGAGAGAGAGAGAGAGAAGCUAAGAGAAGGUUACUUGGGAUAAGUAAGCCAUUAUUUAUGUUCAAGGCUGCUGAAUUUCAUAAACACAGCAAUCAUUCAAUAGGUACUGCAAAUGCAGCUAGUUCCUAGGAUACUGCUAGUAUAUAUAUAUAAAUUAAUAAAAAAUGGCAUUUAGUAAAAUAUAAAUAAUAAUGUAGCUAUAAUUACUUACUAUAUGCUUAGAGGCUUUCAGUAUUCAGUAUGAAAUAGCAGGAACAGCCACUUUAAAAAGAACACCUGUACACCUAUUCAUUCAUACAAUUAUCCAAUCAGCCAUUCAUGUGGCAGGACAAUCUCACCAAAAAUGAACAGAUGAAGAAUGAAAAGACAUUACCUUUUGUUUUUCCAUUGGUCAAUUGUCCAGUUUCGGUGAGCCCGUGCCCACUGCAACCUCAGAUUCCUGUUUUUGGCUCUCAGGAGUGGAACCUGAUGUGGUCUUCUGUUGUUGUAGCCCAUCUGCCUCAAGAUUUGACAUGUUUACUCUGUUUACAAACUCAGUAUUUUGUAAACUCUAUGACUGGAUUGUCUGAAAAUGCCAUGAGGUCAGCACUUUCCGAAAUACUCUUUCCGUUGGCACCAACAACCAUGCCAUUGUCAAAGACACUGAGAUCACAUUUUUCUCAUUCUGAUAUUUGAUGUGAACAUUAACUGACUCUUGACCUGUAUCUGCAUGGAUCUAUGCAUUAUGCUGCUGCCACAUAAUUAGCCAGUUGAUAAUUGCAUGAAUGGGCAAGAGUGCAGGUGUUCCUAAUAAAGUGGUGAGUGUAUAGGCUACAUCAGACUAGUUCUAAACAAAUGGCUAGAUCUAAAGUUAUGGUUAGGUAACAAUUACUGGUAUUUCAUACCCUAUUUUUAUUGCUAAUAAUGGAUUAUAUAUGAAGUCAAUCAUUUUGCCAAACACUGAAAGACUACUUUACUAGCAAAGAGUGCUAAAAAUGCAAUUAGCUAUCUAAUUAGGUUAAGGCAAGCAUGUUUCCAACUCAACCUAUUAAUUUUCAAAUGAUUUGUAGAAAGCCAUGAUUUUGUAUGGAACUAAAAGUAUGACAAACCUCCACAAGUGUAAUGCAGAUUUUGUAACUGUAAUUUUCGAUUUGUAAUUGUGAGUUCUACAUGCAAUUUUUUUUCUUUUCUUUUUUUUUUAAUAAUUGGAGUUCAGCAUUGCUACAUGUCUGUCAUUAAAAGCAGUCUUGUUUUUAAUUUGUUAGGAACAAUGACCUCUACACUUACAAAGAGUGGUUUGGGUUUUUCCUUGCUAACCUGUAUUUGCAGGUUUUUAUUAGAGACCUGGCAGAGUACAGCAGCUGGACUCACAUGGCCAGAUGCCCUCUGGUGGUCAUUUGCAGUCAUUUUAGUUUAAUUUGCAAAAUAUCCUGAUUUGCAAUUAGUAUUUUGUACUAUUACAAAUAGUGACUUACAGACUGAAAAAUCUAAUUACAAAAUGUUCUCUACACAUUUGUGGACUUUUGUCAGAAUUUAAUCUCAGUUUUACUUUAACUGAACUUUUCAUAAUCUGUAAUUUAAUCUCCUCAAUUCUGUAGUGAAUUUGGACCUGGUCCAGACAUUGUGCCUGGACUGUGUUGAGGCAACCAAACUGGAAACUACCAAAACCUGAUGUAUCUUAUGUAUGUGAUGAUAAAGAUGUUUUCUUUGAGAAAAACUGCACAGUACUCAUGCAGCCAUAUGUAUCUCUACUCACUGUGAUGAGAAUCAGCAGCGAGAGGAAGAGGAAGCACCUCUUACACCAUGCACCAUAUGCACCUCUCCAUGCAUUAUUUUCAUAUUCAGUAUUGUGGAUUAUAAUUUAUGCACAACUGAUGCAACAAUCAGUUGCUGGGCUUAGCUGUUUUUCUGAAACCAUUUUUUUUCAUUGUACAGCAAGCUGAAGCAAACAGACAGAUGGACAGACAGACAAACAGACAGACAGAGAAGCAGGCAGACAGAGACAGGAAACACUUUCUUGUUG
This is a messenger RNA of Pangasianodon hypophthalmus (striped catfish), 4968 nucleotides long. RefSeq names its product Kv channel-interacting protein 1. Bases 583 to 1260 code for a protein of 225 amino acids. Gene Ontology annotation, biological process: regulation of potassium ion transmembrane transport. The record is from RefSeq and is a predicted model, not a curated record. Gene Ontology annotation, cellular component: voltage-gated potassium channel complex. NCBI's taxonomy places the organism in Eukaryota, Metazoa, Chordata, Actinopteri, Siluriformes, Pangasiidae. The transcript is spliced from 8 exons. Gene Ontology annotation, molecular function: calcium ion binding; transmembrane transporter binding; potassium channel regulator activity.